AUGGAUCUCUCGGAGGCGCACAAGGAAUACGUCAAGCGCAUGCUCGACGUCGCGAAGGGCGGCAUGAAGGCCCUGGUGUGCGAUCCGGUGACGGUGAACAUAUUGAGUGUGGUGAUGUCACAGAGCGAAGUUCUCGCGCGUGAGGUGUUUUUGAUCGAGCAGUUGCACGAGCGCCCGCACGAGGAGAUGCCGCACCUGAAGGCGGUGGUGUUCGUGAGGCCGACGAGGGAAAACGUGCGAACGCUCGGGAAACAGUUGAAACAGCGGACGUACGGAGAGUAUCACGUCUUCUUUUCGAACGUGUGCCCAGAAGGAUUGCUGCAGGAGCUCGCGGCGGAGGAUGACGACGAGCUCGUGGUGCAGGUGCAAGAGUAUUACGCGGACGCGACGGCGGUGGAUCGAAACACGUUUGCGCUAGAGUUGGGAGAGUCGAAUAGCGCGCUCAUGAACCCGGGGCAGUGGUCUCGCAGCGUGGGGAUGGCGGUAGAUAGAUGUGUGGAAGGAAUCACGAGCGUGUUGCUGUCGCUGAAGCGUAGACCGUUCAUUAGGCACCAGCGCUCGAGUGAGGCGGCGAGACGACUGGCGGCGGACGUCGCGAGAGUGGUGUACGAGCAAGAGGCGGGAUUGUUUGAUUUCCCUCGCGCGGAUGGCGCGGCGCAUUUAUUAGUUCUCGAUCGUUUCGACGACGCCGUCACGCCGCUGCUGUCGCAGUGGACCUAUCAAGCCAUGGUGCACGAGAUUUUUGGCAUUUCGAGCACGAACAGAGUAGAUUUACGGCACGUCAAGGCGCUGAGCAAAGAGCUUCGUGAACUCGUGCUGAGCGCGCGCGAGGAUGCAUUUUUCGCAGAGAACAUGUACGCCAACUACGGCGAUUUGGGGGCGAGCGUCAAGGCUUUGGUGGAUGAGUUCCAACAACAGACAAAGAUGAGCAAGAAGAUUGAAUCCAUAGACGACAUGGCGCGAUUCGUGGAAUCGUACCCAGAGUUUAGGGCGAAGAGUGGAAAUGUCUCCAAACACGUCGCGCUGAUGUCCGAACUGAGCUCUGUGAUAUCACAGCGGCGUCUGAUGGCGGCGUCGCAGGUUGAACAAGAGGUUGUGUGCGGCACGGAUCGCGCCGGCGCGUUUACGCAAGUCGUCGACGCGCUACGCAAUCCACAGCUUCUAGAGGAGGAGCGACUGAAACUCGUGCUGCUGUUCGCGUUGCGCUACGAAAAUGAGCAAAGCCAAAUCGCAGACUUGACGGAAAUUCUCAUGCAACAAGGCGUCAGUCGCUCGCGCAUCGGACUCGUGCGCACAAUUUUAAAGCACGGCGGGGAAGCCGCGCGCACGGGCGAUUUGUUCGGCAACCGCUCAUUCCUCGGCCGUGCGAGCAAGGUCGUCGGCAGUCUCAAAGGCGUCGAAAACGUCUACACGCAGCACCAACCGCUGUUAAGUUCGACGAUUCAAUCCGCCGCCAAGGGCUCGCUGAAAAAUGAAGAUUAUCCAUUCGUCGGCCCGUCGCCCAACGGCGCCGCCGCCGCCAAGCCCACCGAACUCAUCGUCUUCAUCAUCGGUGGCAUUUGCUACGAAGAGACCAAGGUAUGCGAGCAGUUUAAUGCCCUCAAAACCGGUGUCACCGUCGUCCUCGGCGGCUCCACCGUCUUAAACGCGCGAGCCUUCGUCGACGAUUUACGAAAGCUUCAAGAAGCAGGCGGAUAGCCGACAUCGAGUCGCCGACGCCGAGCCGCCGACGGCGUCCCCACCACCCCCGCGAACCUCGCGAACGACACCACCCUCCAAAUGAAUAAAAUAUCGCGUCAUUAUCGCUCCGUUCUCGUCUGGUCCGUCUUCGCUCUCGCGCGCGACGGGCGUCGGGUCGCCUCGGGUUUGCCGGCUCGCGGUCGCCUCGGCCUCGCCUCACACCUCGUCCGCGAUGUCCGACGCCGAGCCCUCGGCUCGGUCCGGACCGAGCGAUGUCCGUCACGCGCGCAACCGCAGCCUCAG
Ostreococcus lucimarinus CCE9901 is the source of this 1983-nucleotide messenger RNA. RefSeq lists its product with no specific name. Gene Ontology annotation, biological process: vesicle-mediated transport; intracellular protein transport. Bases 1 to 1698 code for a protein of 565 amino acids. Gene Ontology annotation, cellular component: Golgi membrane. The transcript has 3 exons. The record is from RefSeq and is a predicted model, not a curated record. Lineage: Eukaryota; Viridiplantae; Chlorophyta; Mamiellophyceae; Mamiellales; Bathycoccaceae.